Messenger RNA from Trichosurus vulpecula (common brushtail), 1089 nucleotides. Its product is annotated as ETS translocation variant 3-like protein. The transcript is spliced from 5 exons. Gene Ontology annotation, biological process: cell differentiation; regulation of transcription by RNA polymerase II. Gene Ontology annotation, cellular component: nucleus. The record is from RefSeq and is a predicted model, not a curated record. Lineage: Eukaryota; Metazoa; Chordata; Mammalia; Diprotodontia; Phalangeridae. Bases 1 to 1089 code for a protein of 362 amino acids. Gene Ontology annotation, molecular function: DNA-binding transcription factor activity, RNA polymerase II-specific; sequence-specific DNA binding.
AUGCACUGCCACUGUCUGACUGAGGGCAUCUCCCCAGUUCCCAGCUCCUAUUGGAUCUCAGGCCUGGCCUUCCCAGACUGGGCCUACAAGGCAGAGUCCUCCCCAGGCUCCCGGCAGAUCCAGCUGUGGCAUUUCAUCUUGGAGCUGCUUCAGAAGGAGGAGUUCCGCCAUGUCAUUGCCUGGCAGCAGGGAGAGUAUGGGGAGUUUGUCAUCAAGGACCCAGAGGAAGUAGCCCGCCUCUGGGGCCGAAGAAAGUGCAAACCACAGAUGAACUAUGACAAGCUGAGCCGGGCUCUCAGAUACUACUACAAUAAGAGAAUCCUGCACAAGACCAAAGGCAAGAGGUUUACUUAUAAGUUCAACUUCAGCAAACUCAUUGUUGUCAACUAUCCACUGUGGGACAUGCGGCCCCCACCUCCACCCCCUCUGUUGCUGGGUACCCCAGGCAUAUACAGUCCAGCCUUGAUUCCUGUUGGUAUGCAGAGUGAGCUCCUCCACACCGUUCUGUUCACCCAUCGGGCAAUUAUGGAGCAGCUGUCUGGGCAGCGGAGUUCCCCAAGCUCCCUGGAGCCCACUGAGGAUAAGAAGGGAAGCAGCAGCAGUGACCAUCGUCUUGGCUCUCCCCAAGCUCCUUGCCUGUUGAGCCCCUGCUACCAUUUCCAGAAUCCCCGGAAUGAACUCCCUCCCCUUGCCUCUUUGCCUCCUCCCCUCUCAACUCCUCUUCCAAAUGAGCGGCCACGAUUCUCAGGGCCCUUCCUCCCCUCUACCCUCCAAGAGCAGCAGUCCCCUGGGCCCUCUAAGACUGAUUCUCUAUUUGCUGGAGUGGGAUUCCCCACAGGUGGAAAGGUUUUCCCAGGGUUUCCCCUUCUGGCUGGGAUGGGGUCUGGGGCAGGGGAGAGGUUGAGGUUUCUACCUCUGAGGCCUGAGGAGACUGAAGUAAAGCAGGACUUAAGGGUGGGAGGAAAGGGAUGUCAGAGACCUGUAGUAGAUUUCCCUUCAGAGGUACAUAGACUCAAAACCAGGGAGGGAAAUCAUGCUUCCCGGGGUCUGGAGAACUUCAAAGCCGUGUGGUCUUUGGAUCCUCCUUAA